AUGAGCGACAUCGUCAUCAACCCCGACGCCUUUUUCGAGCGCCUGCAAACCCUUUACAAUGCCUGGAAAGCGGACAAGAGAUCGGGAAAUGAAGUCUUUGGCGGCGCAGACAGCAUCGUCAUCUUGACGGGCAAGGCUGCCGAGGAGACUGUAUAUGUUAAGAACAAUGCAGUUCAUUUCUGGCUCCUGGGCUAUGAGUUUCCGGCGACGCUGUUGAUCUUCACCACGGCUGCUUUCUAUGUUGUAACCACAGAGAAGAAGGCUAAGCACCUCCAAAACCUCAAGGAUGGCAAGAUCCCCGUCGAGAUCCUUACCGUCCAUAUGAAACAACCCGAGACCCGAACCCAAGCCUUUGAGAAAUGCAUCGAUAUCAUCAAGAAUGCCGGAAAGAAGGUCGGCACUAUCCCAAAGGCUGAGGCGCACGGACCUUUCGCCGAUGAAUGGGUCAAAAUAUAUGGCGACAUCUCCAAGGAGGUCGAGGAGGUCGACGUUUCAGGCGCCUUCUCCACGGCGUUUGCCGUCAAAGACGAGAACGAGCUGAGAAAUAUGCGAACCGCGGCUCGGGCAGCCAGUGGUAUGAUCUCGGACUAUUGGGUUGAUGAGAUGUCAUCUGUGCUUGAUGAAGAGAAGAAGGUCACUCACCGUCAGCUUUGUGAAAACAUGACGAAGAAGAUCGACGAUAACAAAUUCUUCAACAAGAUCUCCAAGUUGCCGAGCGAUUUCGACAACCAGCAGCUGGAUUGGGCGUAUGGCCCUAUCGUCCAGAGUGGCGGGCAAUAUGAUCUUCGACUGAACGCGCAACCCACGGGCGACAACCUUCACUCCGGUUGCAUUAUUGCGGGAAUGGGGUUCCGGUACAAGACCUACUGUUCGUUGCUAGCACGGACUUACUUGAUCGACCCGAGCAAGUCUCAGACGUCAAACUAUAAGCUUUUGCUUGCUGCGCAUGACGCCGCUUUGAAAGAAAUCAAAGAGGGGGCGCUGCCGAAGGACGUCUACAACAAAGCCCUGGGCGUCGUCAAGGCUCGCAGACCUGAGCUCGAGAAGAAUUUUGGCAAAGACGUUGGGUCGGCUAUCGGCAUUGAAGUCAGGGAUUCCAAAUUUGUCCUGAACAGCAAAAACACCAAACCCCUCAAAGACGGGAUGACAUUCAGUGUCACCACUAGUCUUUCGGAUCUGACAAACGACAAACCUCAGGACAAGAAGAGUACUAACUACACUCUUGUCCUGACGGAUACAGUUCGAGUGACCAGAGGGGAUCCGGUGGUUUUCACGAAGGAGGCACACACCGACCUGGAUUCGAUCGAAUUCUACUUUAAGGAUGAUGAAGAAGAAACCAAACCGAAGCAGGAAAAGGCGAAGAAGCCUGGUGUCAGUGCUAUUGUUACUUCAAAUAUCAAAGCGACCCGUCUCCGAGGAGCCAACCGACAGGACAACGCGAAAGAAGAAGAAGAGGCUCGCCGACGGGAGCAUCAGAAGGAGUUGGCAGGCAAGAAACAGCGCGAAGGUCUCGAAAAGUAUACCGAAGCGACUGGCGAUCUGAAUGGCGAGAACGAGAAGAAGUUCAAGAAGUUCGAGUCAUACAAGCGUGAAGGGCAACUUCCUCCAAGGGCCAAGGACUUGAUUGUCUGCGUGGAUCUGAAAGCGUCAACUGUCAUUAUCCCCAUCAUGGGCCGGCCGGUGCCUUUCCACAUCAACACGAUCAAAAACGUCAGCAAAUCCGACGAAGGCGAGUACACGCAUCUGCGGUUCAAUUUCUUGUCUCCCGGUCAGGGUGUUGGGCGUAAAGAUGACCAGCCUUUCGAGGAUCCCCAAGCACACUUUGUCAGAUCUUUGACCAUACGAUCCAAGGAUCAAGAUCGCCUCUCGGAAAUUUCGGCGCAAAUCACCGAACUCCGGAGGUCGGCUGUCCGUCGAGAGCAGGAAAAGAAGGAGAUGGAGGAUGUUGUGGAGCAGGACAAGUUGAUCGAAAUCCGCAACCGUCGGCCGAUCAAGCUUACAGAUGUCUAUCUUCGACCUGCGCAGGACGGCAAGCGAGUUCCCGGAGAGGUCGAAAUCCACCAGAAUGGUCUGCGAUACUCGUCGCCGCUCCGCCAAGAGCAUGUCGACGUGGUCUUUUCCAAUGUCAAACACUUGUUCUUCCAACCUUGUGUGGGUGAACUUAUUGUGAUUAUCCACGUCCAUCUCAAAAACCCCAUCAUCAUCGGCAAACGCAAGACGAGAGAUGUGCAGUUCUACCGCGAAGCCACUGAUAUGGCUUUUGACGAGACGGGCAACCGAAAGCGGAAGCAUCGAUAUGGCGAUGAAGAGGAGUUCGAACAAGAACAAGAAGAACGAAGGCGCCGAGCCGAGCUCGAUCGCCUUUUCAAGAGUUUCGCGGAAAAGAUCUCGGAUCAAGCCAGGGACUAUAACGUUACGGUUGAUAUUCCAUUCCGGGAGCUCAGUUUCAAUGGUGUUCCGAACCGCAGCAAUGUCCUGAUGGCGCCGACCACUGACGCAUUGGUUCAACUGACGGAACCACCGUUCACCGUCAUAACGCUAGAUGAGAUUGAGGUUGCUCAUCUGGAGAGAAUACAGUUCGGACUCAAGAACUUCGACCUUGUCUUUGUCUACAAGGACUUCCACCGCCCUCCGACGCAUAUCAACACGAUUCCAGUCGAGUCGCUUGACAGAGUGAAGGAGUGGUUGGACAGCGUGGACAUUGCAUACACUGAGGGGCCACUCAACCUGAACUGGAGCACGAUUAUGAAGACGGUGACGACCGAUCCCCAUCAAUUCUUCAAGGACGGCGGCUGGAGUUUCCUGGCCACGGAUUCCGACGAUGAAGAUGAGGAGGAGUCGGAGGAAGAAAGCGCGUUCGAAAUGAGCGACUCAGAACUGGCAGCAAGUGAGUCGGAAAGUGAGGAGGAGAGCGAGUUUGAUGACGACGCGAGUGCAAGCGACGAUGAAGGGGAAGCGGAUAGUGGGCUGUCGGACGAAGGGGAGGAUUGGGACGAGAUGGAGAAGAAGGCCAAGAAGGAAGAUAGGAGAGGUGGCGUGGAGGAAGAGGAAAAGGGCGGGCGGAAGCGCAAGCGAUAA
This is a messenger RNA of Cladophialophora immunda, 3078 nucleotides long. RefSeq lists its product as uncharacterized. Gene Ontology annotation, cellular component: FACT complex. Bases 1 to 3078 code for a protein of 1025 amino acids. Gene Ontology annotation, biological process: transcription elongation by RNA polymerase II; positive regulation of transcription elongation by RNA polymerase II. The record is from RefSeq and is a predicted model, not a curated record. The transcript is spliced from 4 exons. Gene Ontology annotation, molecular function: nucleosome binding. Lineage: Eukaryota; Fungi; Ascomycota; Eurotiomycetes; Chaetothyriales; Herpotrichiellaceae.